Molecule: messenger RNA, 720 nt
Organism: Suillus discolor
Lineage: Eukaryota; Fungi; Basidiomycota; Agaricomycetes; Boletales; Suillaceae
Exons: 6
Coding region: 1-720 (239 amino acids)
Source: RefSeq, a predicted model, not a curated record
AUGCCGGAGGCUCAAUGGAUAGAAUUUGAAGAUUGGCAAGAAGCAAACGAAAUGGCAAUCGAACACUCAAGUUGUAAAGGCAAGGGCAAGGCACUACCCACUUUUGGCCCUGAGUUGGUGCUGGACACAUCAUCCGCCACCACCAUAGUCCCUCCCCCACUGUUUGACUCCGACUUAGCACCACCAGAUACAUCAUCUGCUGCUUCACAAGUUAUCACCACUGGUACAUCCAUCAAGCAAACUCAUGAAUGCACAAUAAGUUCCACCUCUGGCACUGUUUCACUUCCUCACAAGUUCAGUGUCCCUCAUAAUCCCCCACCUGCACUUCUCUGCUCUCCUGAUCACAAUGACCUCAAAGUAGCCCUGGAGAUUGGUGGAGGUGCUGAUUUGGACUUUGGACAUGAGACAGGGCUUUCUCCUCAAAGAAUUAUUGAUGGUGGAGAUGAGAGUUUCAUCAAAUAUAUUUAUAACAUGGAUCCUGACCCAUUGCGUGUUCCGGAUGAAUUUGGGUAUGACUUCACAUUGUUUCUUGCCUUCACACAACAUGUGCAAUACAUCACGAUGGGUGGGUUGGUCUUUAUCUCUGAUUAUCAAGAAUCACACCCUUCGGUUAGUGACAGUAAAGAUAUCUUUGGAGGGGGGGGGGGUAAUAUCGAGAAGGCAGUCAUUUUAGUGACGAGCUCGACUCAGAAGGAGCUGAAGGAGUGGCUGAAACCUUAA